AUGUCGGUCGACACGAACGAGAACAGCAUCGGCGUCGAUGUCCUCCGAUCGCAUAUCAAAACCUGGGAGAGCUCUUUCCAAGCGGAACAUGGACGCAAACCCGAACGCGCGGAUAUCAAGAAGGACGCGACUAUAGCUGCAAAGUACAAACAAUAUCAAACCGCGACGCGACCCUCCACCACCUCCCGAAAGUUCACGAAACCGCGAGACGCCCUUCGAGAGAAAUCCGGCAACAGCUCAAGCAACACAUCCAUAGCAAGGACACCUUCAAAAGCCUUCCGCACAACUACUCAUACCGCCGUCCUCUCCCCCGUCAAGGAAGUGGAACCCACACCCGCCCACAUCCGCCUCGCGCUCGGUCCCACGCCUCAAAAAGAUGGUCAAGUCUUGGGGAUUUUCGACCUGUUAUCCGGCACACCUUCACGGAACGACUCCGUAAAAGUCGCACAUCUUGUCGCUGGAACGCCGAGUAAAGCUACAGCAGUCUCGGCGGAAGGCGGCGUGGAGAGGACUCCUCAGUCAUCGAGUAAACGCUUCUACCUGGAUGCAUUUGCGGGAACGCCGUUGAAACGAAAGAGGGAGGAUGAGACGGCAACACCCAGCUCUUCGAAGAGGAAGUAUGCUACACCGUCCUUCCUGCGCCGCAGCUUCCCUCUCGCUUCGAUCGAUGAGGACGGUCCGGAUACAACGGGUUCAUCUAUGGCAGCGCCGUUCAGGAAGAGAGGUCUGGUGCGGAGUCUGAGCAGCAUUAUCCAAAAUCUCAAGAGGCAGGAGGAAGAGCGCAUGGACGAGGACUGGGAUAUCCUGAACGAGAUCGAAGAAGAGCAGCAGAACGGCGGCGAUGUAGCAGGAAAGAAAACCGCAGCGACAUCGAAAGUGCUGGUGCUGGAUAGUCAGACGGGAGACAUGCCUCUCGGACCUGAUAAAGCGCCGGAGUCGGGGGAAGACGACGAAGUGGUGGGCAAGGGUGAUCGACCGAGAAAGGCGUGGAAAAAGAAGGGACUGAAGAGGCAGACGAGACGGGUGAUUAUGCGGCCUGUGAAGCGGAAAGCUGGGAAGGAGGGAGCGGGAUUGGAAGAUGUGGCUGAGGAGGAGGAGGGACAGGAGGUGAUCGAGAAGGAGGUAGAGGUGGUACCGGAGACGCAGCUCGUGGAUGGAAGAGAGGAGAGUGAUGCGUAUGAGUCAAGUGGGGAGGAGGAAAGCGAUGAAGAGGGUGCUGGGAAGAAGACUUCGAAGCGGAAAGUCACGAAGGCGAAAGAGAAAGAUGGCGAGGCUGGAAACGGGAAGGAGGAGAAGAUCAAGCCGAAGAGGAAAGUGAACGAGUUGGCGCAUGCGAACUUUUGCAAGUUGAAGAUCAAGAACAAGAACUCCAAGGCCAAUGGAAAGGGUGGUGGGAGGAAAUUCGGCGGCAGACGUUAG
Messenger RNA from Zymoseptoria tritici IPO323, 1419 nucleotides. RefSeq lists its product as uncharacterized. Lineage: Eukaryota; Fungi; Ascomycota; Dothideomycetes; Mycosphaerellales; Mycosphaerellaceae. The record is from RefSeq and is a predicted model, not a curated record. Gene Ontology annotation, molecular function: DNA replication origin binding; single-stranded DNA binding. Gene Ontology annotation, biological process: DNA replication initiation; mitotic DNA replication preinitiation complex assembly; DNA replication. Gene Ontology annotation, cellular component: DNA replication preinitiation complex. The transcript is spliced from 2 exons. Bases 1 to 1419 code for a protein of 472 amino acids.